GUCAGCAUCAGAAAUUACAAGGCAUAAAAUUGGGCGCCACUUUCUGCAAUGAUCGUUUCUGCAAUUGAGCAGUAAAAUGAACGCCUAAAAACAGUUCGAUAUCUGCAAAUGCGAGCACCAUCUCUCGGAGCGCACAUUUCGUUCGCCAAUUUGCGCACAAGAUGUCAUGGUAAAGCUGCACUGUCCAAUACACCACUUCACAGAAACUAUUCCGAGCAAUCGAAUCGGCCACGGACUUUUGAAUUGGAGAGCGCUGAUGGUAUCAUCACGUUGCACAGUAGGCAAAAGCAUAAGCAGUAUUUGGGGGAGCUCCUACUCUCGCCGCCGCAAAAGAUUGGUAAUUAUAUUCGUCGCUGCGAGACAAUUCAUGCGCAGAUAAUUUUGUCAGGAUUUGAGUCGAAUGUGUUCCUCAAUAACAUUCUUAUCACGGUUUAUGCGAAGGGUAUUGGAACUUUCCAAACUGCCGCCCACCUGUUCGAUAAAAUGACUGAAAGGAGCUUAAUUUCUUGGUCUUCGAUGAUUUUGGUGUAUAACCAAAAUGGGUAUAAUGCAGAGGCUUUGAAGUUAUUUAGGGAGUUUAGGAGAAGUAGCAGUGACAAUCCAAACGAGUUUGUUUUUGCUACUGUAGUUCAAUCUUGUACUGAACUGAGAAGUACCAUUAACGGUAGGUACAUUCAUGGCUGUGUCAUAAAGGCUGGGUACAACCAGAAUCCUCAUGUAGGCACUUCUCUUAUUGAUUUUUAUGCAAAAACCAGUGAUUUGGAUGCAGCAAAAUUCGUUUUUGAUGAUUUGGGAAAGAAAACAGUGGUCACGUGGACAGCCAUUAUAAUGGGAUUCUCCAUAAAUGGAGAAAGCAAUGUGUCACUGAAUCUAUUCAGGAAAAUGGUGAUGACUGGUAUUGUUCCUGAUAAGUAUGCUCUUUCCUGUGUCUUGAAGGCAUGCUCGAUGCUUCAUAUGCUCGGGUUAGGGAAGCAGGUUCAUGCUUUUGUGCUGAGAAAUGUCGAUAACAAUGAUGUAUCAGUCGGUAAUGCACUUAUUGGUUUCUAUUCUAAAUGUGGAGAACUGUUGGCAGGGAUCAGAAUUUUUCAUCAGAUGAUGGUUAAAAAUGUUGCUUCUUGGGCAACAAUGGUGUCUGCAUAUAUGCAGAACGGCUUCCAUUACGAAUCAAUGGCUCUGUACAAGGAAAUGGUUAGAUUAAGGUGGAGCGCAGAUGGAUUUGCUUGUGCGAGCUUGCUCAUUUCUAGUGGUUCUGUUGGGGCUCUGGAUCUAGGCAAGCAAGUCCAUGCUUACACCAUCAAGGUAGAUCUUGACACCGAUGAAUUUGUUACCAACAGUUUGAUUGACAUGUACUGUAAAUGUUAUGUUUUAACUGAUGCAAGAAGAGUCUUUCUCAUCUCUGGAAGAUGCACCGCCAUCUGUUAUGACGCCAUGAUUGAGGGUUACUCGAGGCAGGCAAGUUUAUGCGAGGCCAUUGACUGUUUCAAUGAAAUGAGGCAUGAUUUAAUCUCACCGAGCCGCCUAACAUUUGUCAGCCUUCUUGGCGCUUCAGCCUCUGAAUUCGUCUCCCGACAGCUCCACUCUCUCGCCAUCAGAUCAGGUUUCUCUGCAGAUAGUUAUGUUGGCAGUGCUUUAAUAGAUGUUUAUUCAAAGUGUUCGUCUAUUGAAGAUGCAGGGCUAGUAUUUGAGGAGAUAAGCAAAAAGGACAUCGUCGUCUGGAACUCUAUGUUGUUCGGAUAUGCCCUCCAAUCUGAAAGCGAGAAGGCUCAUAAACUGUAUUUAGAAUUUCUGCGCCUGGGAGAAAAUCCGAACCAGCACACAUUUGUCGCUAUCGUCAUGGCUUCUAGCAAUCAAGCGAAUCUGUUCUACGGCUUCCAGCUUUACAACCAAGCUGUAAAGACAGGAUUGGAUUCUGAUCCCUUCGUUACAAAUGCAUUGGUGGAUAUGUAUGCAAAGUGCGGAAACAAUGCGGCAGCAGAGUCAAUCUUCAACAAUGCUAUCCAUCGAGACACUGCCUGCUGGAACUCGAUCAUAUCAAUGCACGCAAACUGUGGAGACGCCGAGACAGCCCUCGGCACGUUCAAGCAAAUGAAGGCAGACGGCGUGCAGCCUGACUACAUCACAUUUGUUGCUGUGCUUUCGGCAUGUGCGCAUGCGGGGCUUGUGGACGAAGGACUUCAUCACUUCAGUUCCAUGGGUCAAUUCAAGAUUGAGCCGGGGGAAGAGCACUACAGCUCCAUUGUUUCUCUGUUGGGCAGAGCUGGCAAGUUGGACCAAGCUAGAUCAUUCGUCGAGAACAUGCCAUUCCAACCCACAGCGCAUGUCUGGAAGAGCUUGCUCAGUGGUUGCAUAGCUAAUGGCAAUCUGGAACUUGGCCAAUACGCGGCUGAGAUGGCGAUUUCUUCCGAUCCGAGGGAUAGCGGGUCGUAUGUGUUGCUUUCGAAUAUUUUUGCAUCGAAAGGUAUGUGGACGGACGUCAAGGAAGUGAGGAGAAAAAUGGAGAGCAAUGCUGUGGUAAAAGAAACUGGCUGUAGUUGGAUUGAGUUAAACUAAAGAUUCAAAUAACUAGUAGAGGCUCGAGUUCCCACGUCGUAUUCUUGGAGACUAAGCUCAUCUGGAUCAGCCGAUCAGAUACAUUUUCUCAGCUCAUAAAUCACUUUGGCAAAUGAAAACAAUGUUGGUUCUUUCAAUUAUUUA
This is a messenger RNA of Andrographis paniculata, 2694 nucleotides long. Its product is annotated as pentatricopeptide repeat-containing protein At4g39530-like. NCBI's taxonomy places the organism in Eukaryota, Viridiplantae, Streptophyta, Magnoliopsida, Lamiales, Acanthaceae. Bases 109 to 2550 code for a protein of 813 amino acids. Gene Ontology annotation, molecular function: RNA binding; protein binding. Gene Ontology annotation, biological process: RNA modification. The record is from RefSeq and is a predicted model, not a curated record. The transcript has a single exon.